AGAGCUGUGACUGUUCAGCCAGGAGCUUGAGCUCUUAAAUCUAACUCCAUAAGAGGACAGGACAGGACUCUGCACACUUCUGCAAGCAGACAACACACACUGACGAGGAAGAUUUCAAAACAGCAGCAAUGAAGACAACACUGGCAACUCUGACACUCUGCCUGGUGGCGCUCAUGGCCACAGGUUUCCCCUUUGAGAGGAAAGGUGGUUCUUCGUCCGGCGGUGCUGCCAAGGAGAAGCGUGUACAGUAUGCAGCGUGGGAUGACGUAAAUGUCAUUGCCCAUGGUCUGCUGCAGCUUGGUCAGGGGCUGAAGGAGCAUGUGGACAAAACCAAAGUCCAGAUGAGGGACAUUGCCACCAAGCUUAAGGUCUUCAAUCGCACCAUGACAGAGUUUGGGAAGGAAAGCCAGAAGCUCCAGCAGGAAGGAGAGGCCCUGAAGGCUCGAGCCCGGGGGCUGGAGGACAGAGAGGGGCAGCUGCUCAAUGUCACGGCUGAAAUGAGGGAAAAGACAGAGGAGAUCCAGCAGGAGAGGAGGACAAUGGGGGAGAGGAUAAGCCGGCUGGAGGAGAGGGUGAACAGCAUGCUGCAAGGAGACGGGGUUCUGCCUGACAUGAACGCCGGCAAUAAGAACAGCAGUGAUGCUCGCAACAUCCAGAUGUUGCUGGAGGCUCAGAACAGACGCAUCGAUGAUCUGAUGGAGAGGAUCAGACUGCAGCAGGAGAAGCUUGACAAGCAAAAUGUGCGCAUCAGAACCCUGCAAAGUCAAAUCCAACAGUCAAGACUGAGACCCUCCCCUCGUAGCAGCAGUACUGACGCUUCCGCGCAAAGCAGCAUUGUAGAGCAACGGGAUGCACCAGCCGAAAUGCCAUCAGACUGUCAUGAGCUGUUCUUGAGAGGUCAAACCACCAGUGGAGUCUACACCAUCCAGCCAAUAAACGCAGAACCUUUUAAAGUCUACUGCGAGAUGACAGCUGAUGGUGGAUGGACAGUGAUCCAAAGGCGCCAGGACGGCUCAGUGGACUUCGACCAGCAGUGGCAGGCCUACGAAAAAGGCUUUGGCACUCUCAAUGGAGAGUUCUGGUUGGGUCUAGAGAAGAUGUACUCCAUUGCCAAAGAUGGCGGUUACAUCCUUAACAUCAAGCUUUCCGACUGGAGCGGUGACGUGGCAUCUAUUCGCCUCCCAUUCCGUUUGGGCGGAGAGGACACCAAAUACUCACUCCACAUUAAGGAGGAAGGCACCUUCAGCCCUCUGGAGAGUUCCCUCGGCACCGACGCCAGCUCCGGCCUGCCGUUUUCCACCCACGACCAGGACAAUGACCGUAAAAGCGACACUAACUGCGCCAAACAUCUCUCUGGUGGAUGGUGGUUCAGUAACUGCGGUCACUCCAACCUGAAUGGCAGAUACUUCCAGAGCCCCCCACCCAAGCAGAGGCAUCAGAGGAAACAAGGGAUCUUCUGGAAGACCUGGAGGGGCCGCUAUUACCCUCUGAAGUCCAGCAAGAUGAUGAUCGCCCCUGCUGCGAUUGAGAACAAGUCGUAAAGACUGUAGAAAUAUGAGAAAAACUAAAAACCAGACAGAGAGAGAGGGAGAAAGAAGUACAUUUUGGACUGUUCUUUCUAUUCUUGAAGCUCGGUUUAUGAGGUUUCCAUUUCCGUUGUUGCCUCCAUUUGAGGAAGACUUUAAACCAGAGCCAAGGCCCUCGAACUGAAACGAAACGAGCUCAUACUGGAAUGAGUUCAAUGUUUCCACUGCUCUGAAAGAUGAGCUGAUUCCUUCCUCCAUAGCCACAGAGGGAGAAGCAGAAAAAAAAAACCCACAGAAAUAUGAACACAUAUUGUACAAUGCACAGUGGAAAAUGUUUUAUAUGUUGUACUUUUCACCUGUUUCCUUCUGUUGGCACGAAGCAGGAGCCAUUAUCCAGGGGAUCGUCUCAGAGCGAGCCCUGACCUGCCCUCAGCGCUUUAAGCCACGAAACAUUUCCAACAAGUCAAGUCUCAUCACCAGACGUGCGGCGUCGACUGCACAUUGUUGAGUUUAGACGCGGUUUUGCAGCUCAAAAACAUAGGAGCUUUGAUUAUUUUUUAAAGAUGUAGCAGUGAAAUGUAAGGCGAUUUAAAUGAGCUUUUUAAAGCCAGUGGUGCGGACCAAAUGGUGACUUAAAUACAGCCAUUAUGUAAAAAUAUAAAUCACUGUAAAGUAAAAAUACAAUGCAGGAAGUGUGUUAAAACCAAGUGAUCACAGGGCGCUGAAAACAAGUCCCGCCUUUUUUUUUUUUACUUCAUAUUUUCUGCCUGCAACUAUGAAUCGCAUUACCAACUUCACUAACUUUAAGUUUUCCGUGGAGAUUUUGAAAGUUGUUGAGUCAUAUUGACUUAUUUUAAGACCAGAGGCGUUGUUUUGUACAUCAGUCUGUCAUUUUGGAACUGUUACUGAAUGUUUGUGAUAUUAUCUGUGUCCUUGUGACUUGAGAGUUUGUUAUUGUAAACGUUCCCUUUUCUUAUUUAAAUACUGUAAAGAAUCAAUUUAUAUAUUUCUGGUGCUGCCUGCUUGUAAUUUAUAUUGUCUUUGAUGUGUUUACUGGAUGUAAAAAAAAAAAAAAA
Sphaeramia orbicularis (orbiculate cardinalfish) is the source of this 2602-nucleotide messenger RNA. RefSeq names its product angiopoietin-like 4 (gene angptl4). NCBI's taxonomy places the organism in Eukaryota, Metazoa, Chordata, Actinopteri, Kurtiformes, Apogonidae. Gene Ontology annotation, biological process: blood coagulation. The transcript is spliced from 7 exons. The coding region runs from base 129 to 1541 and encodes 470 amino acids. The record is from RefSeq and is a predicted model, not a curated record.